UGUUUACGGUAAGCGCGUCUUUCACAGGUACAGCGGGAAUGUGGAUGUUAUUCUCCUGUCUGCAGAGAAGUGAGAGGAAUCCUGUCAGGAAUCGGGAAAACUGACUGUUUAAGGGAAGUCAGGACAGAAGGACAGAAGGAGGAGAGUGAGCGGAAUCACCGCCACUUCCGUGUUUUCCUGCAUUUGACAAAUCAAAGUUCAACUUCUGCUUCUUCGCCUCGGAACAUGUUUAGAGGAACAUGCUGCUGGAACACAGGAGACUGAGGUUCUUGACUGGUCUGCUGGUUCUGCUCCAGUCCGGUUCAUAUGUCAGCAGUGCAGAACCAGAGCAGGACUCCAGACCCAACUUUGUCCUGAUGAUGGUGGAUGAUCUGGGCAUCGGAGACGUCGGUUGCUAUGGAAACCACACCAUCAGGACACCAAACAUCGAUCGUCUGGCGGCGGACGGAGUGAAGCUGACCCAGCAUCUGGCCGCGGCUCCGCUCUGUACUCCCAGCAGAACCGCCUUCAUGACGGGACGCUACGCUCUGCGCGCCGGUCUGGGCAGCACAGGCCGAGUUCAGGUGAUUCUGUUUCUCGCUGGAUCCGGAGGUCUUCUACCGAAUGAAACCACCUUCGCUAAACUCCUGCAGAAGCAGGGUUACGCCACCGGCAUCGUGGGUAAGUGGCAUCUGGGUGUGAACUGCGAGAGCAGGAACGAUCACUGCCACCAUCCCAACAAUCACGGCUUCGACUUCUUCUACGGCCUUCCCUUCACGCUCUUCAGCGACUGCAAGCCCGGCGCGGGGAAAGGUGUGCUGGUGGAUGUGCAGGAGACGCUGCGGCAGACGUUUAUGCUGCUAACGCUAGGGUUCCUCUCGCUGCUCGCGGUCCGAGCCGCCGGUCUGCUGCGGAUCAGCCGGAAGCUCCUGCUGUUUCUGGCCGCUCUGUCUCUGCUGAGCUUCGCCGUGUGGUUCGUGCCGUUUGAGCUCCUGCGGACCUGGAACUGCAUCAUCAUGAGGAACGGAGAGGUGCUGGAGCAGCCCAUGAAGCUGGAGACGCUGAACGCCAGGCUGAUGAGCGAAGCCCAGCGCUUCGUGGAGAGACACAGGGACAGGCCUUUCCUGCUCUUCCUGUCGCUGGCACACGUGCACACGCCCCUCUUUGAGUCCAAGGGCUUUGCCGGAAAGAGCAAACAUGGGCUGUACGGGGACAACGUGGAAGAAGCAGACUGGAUGAUUGGUAGGAUGGUGGAGACCAUUGAAAGACACGGCCUGUCGGAGAAAACCUUGAUGUACUUCACCUCUGACCACGGCGGCCACAUCGAAGAGGGUCCAAAAGGAGGCUGGAAUGGAAUCUAUCGCGGUGGUAAAGCCAUGGGCGGCUGGGAGGGAGGAAUCCGAGUGCCGGGAAUAUUUCGCUGGCCUGGGCGUCUCACCCCGGGACGAGAAGUGGCAGAACCAACAAGUCUGAUGGAUGUUUUUCCCACAGUGGUGAAGCUGGCAGGAGGAGCGCUACCGGAGGACAGGAUUCUGGACGGUCGUGAUCUGAUGCCUCUGCUGGAGGCCAGAACUAAUCGCUCGGAGCACGAGUUCAUGUUCCACUACUGCGGCAUGUACCUGAACGCUGUACGCUGGCACCCAGCCGACAGUGAAUCCAUCUUCAAGGUGCAUUUCUUCACACCGAACUUCUCUCCCGCGGGGGCCGUGGGCUGCUACGACAUCAACAUCUGCUUGUGUCACGGAGCGUUUGUGACGUAUCACAGGCCUCCGCUGGUGUUCGAUCUCAGCAGGGAUCCGUCAGAGAGCCGUCCGCUGGCGCCGGACACCGAGCCGCGGUUCUCUGAGGUGCUGGAGCGGGUGGAGCGGGCCGUGACGGAGCACCGCAGGACCCUGGAGCCGGUGGAGAAGCAGCUGAGCUGGGAGAAGGUGCUGUGGAAGCCCUGGCUGCAGCCCUGCUGCGGGAUCUUCCCCUUCUGCUCCUGCGAGGAGGACACCGACACGGAAGACACACAAUACACACAUUAAAGAAGAGAACUGCAGCCUUUUCUCUUAUAUCCCACCAUUCAUACUGUUUAGUCUCGCAAUUCUGACUUUUUUCCUCAGAACUGCACGUUACAAAAAAUGCAAUUGUGAGUUUUUAUAUAUUGUAAUUUUUUUUUUUUUUCCUGAGUUUACAUCUCGCAAUUCUGACUUUUCCCUCAGAAUCACGAGUUUGUCACAAUUGCAAGUUAUGAACUCUUAAUGUCAAGUUUAUAUCUCACAAUUCUGACCCUUUUCUCACAAACAUACUGCAGUUUUACAUAUCACUUUUUUUUUUU
Molecule: messenger RNA, 2299 nt
Organism: Onychostoma macrolepis
Lineage: Eukaryota; Metazoa; Chordata; Actinopteri; Cypriniformes; Cyprinidae
Gene: arsh
Product: arylsulfatase H
Exons: 11
Coding region: 240-2006 (588 amino acids)
Molecular function (GO): arylsulfatase activity
Source: RefSeq, a predicted model, not a curated record